CGGUUUGUGCAGAUCAACGUGGGGUGUGCAUUAAUAAGAAGAAGACUACCAUCGCUGUGGCCAGCCUGCUCUGCUCUUCUAUUAUAUUAUGGCAGCCCAUGGUAGAUUAGGUUCUCUCUCCAGUGGCGAGUGUAGUGACAUAGACUCCAAUGAUGAUGGAAGACAUCGACCUAAAAUGAAGAGUACUGUCACGCAGGUUGUCUCCAGUCAACGGAAACCCUCACACUCAGAUGAUGACGCCCACUCUUCACACACACACUCCCCACACCUCCACAAGCGACGACGGAGGUACACACCAUCACCACCCUCACGUCGCCAUCGUCGGCACACGCCCCCACGAUCUCCCAGUCCUCCAGAAUCGAGUGAAUCAGAAGAGCCGAGUCCAAAGCGCAAGAGGGAGGAGCCAGAUCCCCUCAUGACACGGACAGGUGGUGCGUAUAUACCUCCUGCAAAGCUACGAAUGAUGCAGAAGAACAUCAGCGACAAAAGCAGUGUUGCGUACCAGAGGAUAUCGUGGGAAGCCCUCAAAAAAUCCAUCAAUGGACUGAUCAACAAGGUGAAUGUCUCCAACAUCAACAAAAUAGUACCCGAGCUAUUUGAGGAGAAUGUGGUGAGAGGGCGUGGUCUAUUGUCCCGGUCCAUCAUCCAGGCCCAGACUGCCUCCCCCAUGUUCUCACAUGUGUACUCGGCCCUCGUGUCGGUCAUCAACACCAAGUUCCCUCAGACUGGCGAGCUCAUCUGUAAGAGGCUCAUCCUUCAGUUCAGAAGAGGCUUCAAGAGAAAUGACAAGAACAUUUGCAUGACAGCUGUCAAGUUCCUGGCCCACCUGGUCAACCAGCAGGUUCUGCACGAGAUAGCAGCUCUAGAGAUGCUCACUCUACUCAUGGAGGAGCCCACUGACGACAGUGUAGAGGUCGCCGUCGGGUUCAUCAAGGAGUGUGGUCUGAAACUCACAGACGUAAGUCCUCGAGGUGCCCACGCCAUGUUUGAGACGCUCCGAGCUGUGCUGCACUCGGGAAAGAUCUCAUCCCGUAUACAAUACAUGAUUGAGGUGUUGUUUGCUAUAAGGAAGGACAAGUUCAAGGACCACCCGGCAGUGAUAGAGGGUCUGGAUCUGGUGGAAGAGGACGACCAAAUCACUCACCUCCUCUCACUCACUGACGAAUUUGAUGGACUCGUUGAACUGAAUGUGUUCCACCCUGACCCUGAAUUUAUCAUAAACGAAGAGAAAUACAAAGUCAUCAAAGGAGAGAUUCUGGGUGGUGGCGGAUCAGGCUCUGACGACAGUGGAUCAGGAUCAUCGGGUGACGAAUCAAGUGAAGAGGAGGAAGAGGAAGAGGAGGAAACAAAGAUGGAAAUAGAAGACAUGACUGAGGCCAAGCUUCUCAUAAUACGUAGAAACAUAUAUCUAACGAUAAUGUCUAGUGCCGGCCACGAAGAAUGCGUGCACAAGCUUGUUAAGAACCUCAAAGAGGGGUCAGAGGGUGAGAUAGCCCACAUGGUGCUUGAGUGUUGCAGUCAGGAGAGGUCUUACUUGCCCUUCUAUGGACACAUUGGCCGGAGACUGUGUCUACUGGGGCAGGGGUGGGUGGAGGUCUUUAAUGAAGCAUUCCAGCAACAGUAUGCUACAGUGCACCGACUGGAGACAAACAAACUUCGAAACACUGCCAAACUCUUUUCUGACCUCUUCUAUUCGGACGCCCUCCCCUGGACUGCCCUCUCGUGUGUCCAUCUCAACGAGGAUGAGACCACCUCCUCCAGUCGAAUCUUUGUCAAGAUAAUGUUUCAAGAGUUGGCAGCAGACAUGGGAAUGGAGAGACUCAAUAAGAGGCUCACAGAUCCACUGUUGGCUGUAGCGUUUGAGGGCCUCCUUCCUCGUGACAACCCUAAGAAUACUCGAUUCGCAAUCAAUUUCUUUACCUCCAUCGGACUGGGAGGACUAACUGACGAACUUCGAGAACAUCUCAAAGCUGCCCAGAAGAUGAUCAUGGAGCAGAAGCAAGAUGUGAGCUCGUCAGACACAGACAGCAGUGAGGAUGAGGAAGACUCCAGUGAAGAAGUAUCCAGUGAAGAAACAAGCUCAUCUGAAGAAGAGGUCAAGAGACGAUCCAAGCAUAAGCACAAGCACAGGCACAAGCACAAGCAUCGUGGUCGAAAAAGUGGCCAUAAGCAUCGCUCCAGACGUGACUCCUCCAGCUCUGAGGAGGUGGUUGAGAGGAAGCAAAAGAAGAAACGAGUUUCAGAGAGGCAACAAAGAAAGCGAAGUGGAAGUGCUGACAGGCAACAAAAAAAGCGAAGUGGAAGUGAUGACAGGCAACAAAGAAAGCGAAGUGGAAGUGCUGAGAGGCAACAAAGAAAGCGAAGUGGAAGUGCUGAGAGGCAACAAAGAAAGCAAAGUGGAAGUGCUGAGAGGCAACAAAGAAAGCGGAGUGGAAGUGCUGAGAGGCAGCCAAGAAAUCGCAGUGAAAGUGAUGAGAGGCAGCAAAGAAAGAAAAGAGGUGAUAGCUCUGGGAGGCAACGAAAUAGAAGAGAUGGUAGUGAAGAGAGAUCUCGAUCGCAAAGAAAGCAGAGAAGUGAGCCGAGACGUGAUGAGAGUCCUGUGAGGGAGCGUCGUGAGAGAAGGGAUAGAGAUGACAGGAACAGGAGAUAACUCUAUCUAUGCAUGACUGUAAACUCUUAAUUAGCUACAUUGCACUGAAUUUCUUUCAAACAACUAUUGAUGCUACCAUUUUGAUUUCUGAUGUUGAUUUGCAUCACUA
This is a messenger RNA of Halichondria panicea, 2759 nucleotides long. RefSeq names its product pre-mRNA-splicing factor CWC22 homolog. The transcript is spliced from 13 exons. The record is from RefSeq and is a predicted model, not a curated record. NCBI's taxonomy places the organism in Eukaryota, Metazoa, Porifera, Demospongiae, Suberitida, Halichondriidae. Gene Ontology annotation, molecular function: protein binding; RNA binding. Bases 89 to 2650 code for a protein of 853 amino acids. Gene Ontology annotation, biological process: mRNA splicing, via spliceosome. Gene Ontology annotation, cellular component: catalytic step 2 spliceosome.